Molecule: messenger RNA, 1233 nt
Organism: Pseudozyma flocculosa PF-1
Lineage: Eukaryota; Fungi; Basidiomycota; Ustilaginomycetes; Ustilaginales; Ustilaginaceae
Exons: 1
Coding region: 1-1233 (410 amino acids)
Source: RefSeq, a predicted model, not a curated record
AUGGACGCCACGCCAAGCCCGAUCCAGAGCGAGAUGGCGCGGCGGCUCGACAGCCUCGAGGCCGAUAUCCGCGGCAUGCGCACCAUGGUGUUUGGGCUUGCCGGCUACGUCGACAUGCUGAGCGGCGGCAUGAAGAGCCUCAUCAAGGUCAUCGAGGUCAACCAGCAGCUCUGCCUCCAGGGUCACCUGCGCGACGAGUCGACCGACGCCGACGCCUCGUUGAGCGCAGAGGGUCCCGAGGAGGAGGAGGACGAGGAGGAGGAUGACAAGGACGAGGAGGCAGAGGGAAGGGACGAAGAUCAGGCUAGACCGUCGUCAGUGGUGCGGCCGCCGAUUGUCAAUGAUAGGAUUGCCACGGCAGCACCAGCGCCAGCAGCAGGAGCGGCGACAACGAAGGAUGUGCGGUCGCCAUCGCCACCUCGACCGGCAAAGCGCAAGAGGCCAGCUUCCAGGCACAGCGGCGACACGAGACCCGCAUCCCAGCGGCCACCUCUCCAGGGCCAGGGUGGGGGAGCUGGCCAGCCCGGCGCAACAUCGCACCUCGACCCGACGAGCAAGCUCCGCAAACUGACCACGGAACUGCUCAGCGAGCACCAGCAACACCCCUCGGCGCAUCAAACGUGCCCCGCCCUCGGCCCAUCGGCAACGCGUCAGGAUCAACACCAGCACCAGGGACAGGCCCAGGCCCAGGCCCAGGCCCAGGCCCAGGGUCAUGACCUGGACGCAGGCGAAGGCGAGGGGGAGGGCAGCAACGCCUCGAUGCGCACCGUCGAGCGUGUCCAGUCCUGGCUGCGUCAGCAGCUACAGCACCAGUCGCCCGGCAAUGGUCAGCCAGGCGUCGGGCAGACGGCCGAGGCGCGCCUGGCGCGCGAGACGGAGAAGCUGCGCCAGCUGGCGGCCCAGAAGCACUUUGAGCCGUCGCACAUCGUCGGCGGAUCCAAGCUGGGCAGCAGCCACCAGGAGCUGGACCGCAAGCUCGACGGCAUCGCCCGGCAGACGGCCGGGUGGAUGGACGCCGUGCACCGCGGCGACUUGCGCGCGCUCGCCUCGGCCGCUUCGCCGCCCAUGCCGCCCGCUGCCGAGUUGCCAGGCGCGAGCCGCCACAUCGACUAUACCGAGGGUCCCGACGAGCAGCGGCUUCCGUGGCCGCCCGAGCCGGAGUCGCGGGUCUCACGAGUUGGGCGCGUCGAACGCCCUGCGCAGACAGGAGCGACGGGCACGCAGCAGCAGUAG